AGAUUAAAUUCUGAUUACCAUUCGUGCUCGAUAUCUGCCCGUGAGCAGACCUCCAGUCAACAGAAUGAGGUUCAUUCAUAAAAUAUUUUUCGCUGCAGCGUUUUUGCAUAUUAUCUUUGCAGACCGUCAAGAAACACUUGAUGUCGUGGAAAAGUUGCGAGAUGCCCAAAUAGAGUUCGACACAUUCCGGGAUUACGUCAGCAAGGAGGUCACCGCAGCCAAGCAGAACUCGACCCAGAUCCUGGUGCAGUUCCACCAAGAGUUGGUCCAAGUCAAAGAGCUAUACCUGCAACAGUCCUUCUGGGCAGAAGAGGAGAUCCUCUACCAACUCAACAGCCAAUCGCUGUAUCCGCCGAUCUACGUGGACAACGCGUGUCUGGGCUAUGCGCGUGUCCUGGUCGACGAUAACAUGAAGGUGGCCGGAGUCGAGUUCACCAACUGCGUGUUGGACGUAGACGCGUUGAUUCGGGAGGAAAUCGUCAAAAUUCUCGAAGAUCUACAGCAGGAUGCAACGGUUGCCGAUUUGAACGUACUGUUGGCGAUGGACAGAACCAACAUAUUGACGCGUCCCGAUGAUCUGAUUCCAAAAAUUGCGGACAAGUUGAGCGUUUUGGAGCAGCUUAUUCCCAAAAUCGCACAGGAGCUAAACGUGGCUGUUGACCAGUUUGAGGCUAGACUUGGUGCCAUUGCGAAAGUGUACCGGGUGUGUUUGGUUGAGAAUGAUAACAUCUUGAAAGCUGCCCUCGAUAAUAUAAGGUCGCAGUUGCUGCAGAUUUGCAAGGGAAGGAUUAUCUAGCAGUUGCUUUUAAUUGAAAAUAUGCAAUAAUAAUAAAAAUGAUAAUAAAGUUGC
Molecule: messenger RNA, 850 nt
Organism: Culex quinquefasciatus (southern house mosquito)
Lineage: Eukaryota; Metazoa; Arthropoda; Insecta; Diptera; Culicidae
Exons: 2
Coding region: 65-796 (243 amino acids)
Source: RefSeq, a predicted model, not a curated record